Messenger RNA from Lingula anatina, 4388 nucleotides. RefSeq names its product tubby-related protein 4. The record is from RefSeq and is a predicted model, not a curated record. Gene Ontology annotation, molecular function: protein binding. Lineage: Eukaryota; Metazoa; Brachiopoda; Lingulata; Lingulida; Lingulidae.
GAAUGCGACAGCCGGAAGUCGCACGACAGCGGCUUUGUUGACCUCAGUCGAGAGUGCAUUAUACUAUUUUCAGUUUUAAUCAAAAUUGUGUUUGACCUUAGGUAACCAUAAGGUGAUGAAAUUAGAGAUUGUUUCAUGAUUUUUGAAUUUAUCUGUUGGAGGACGUGGCUUAAUUGAAUGUACAAUAUGCUGAUACUGACGGUUUAGGCUUCACUCUUUCUGUCAAUCCCAGUAAGAAUGACUUUGACAGGUUUGUCAGGAGUGCUGUCGUAGUUAUGUGCGGGUUGAACGAGUCGAUUUGCCUACAUUGUAUGUUGAAAAGGCAACAAUGGAGUCAUUAGGACGCAUUUAAUCGCCUGCUGAGAUGUAUAUUUUUAUUGAAGACAGUCCAACUACAAGGAGCGACUGUACGAUACAUUCCUUAUCAUGGAUGGGAAAGGUUCCAGAAAUUCUUCCCAAUGAGGAUGGCUGGCAACUGGACCGCUCAGAGUACUACCAGGAAGGCUGGUUGGCCACAGGGAAUGGCAAAGGAAUUGUCAGUGCAACUUUCACCACAAGCCACUGUGAGAAAGACACUGAUGUGCCUAGCAGAACAAAUUUUAACCUUCGUGGACAUAGGAAUGAGGUUGUAAUGGUUAAAUGGAAUGAGCCAUACCAGAAGUUGUCAACAUGUGAUACAAAUGGCAUUAUUUUUGUGUGGAUGAAGCAUGAUGGACGCUGGUCAGUGGAGCUGGUCAAUGAUAGAAAUGUGCCAGUAACUGACUUCAACUGGUCUCAUGAUGGCCGCAUGGCACUGAUCACUUAUGAAGAUGGUUUCAUCCUUGUGGGGUCAGUAAAUGGUCAGAGACACUGGUCAACAAAUCUAAACCUUGAAAAUGCUACAGUGAAGACAGGAGUGUGGUCUCCAGGAGACCAGGAGGUGCUUCUUGGAACUAGUGAUGGUCAGAUAAUAGUGCUGACCUCCAGUGGUGCUACAGUGACCCAGGUGACCAUCCUCAGUGGACAGGAAAUGUCUCACAUGGCCUGGUCUUGUGAGAAGUUCUCUAUGGAAAGUGAUGGGACAAAUUCUCCUAGUAGAACUGGUGAGGGUACCAGGUGUCACUCCCUGGCAGCCAGCUUUAAAAGUGGUGCUAUACAUCUCCUUUCAAAUUAUGAUGACCUCCUUCCAGUGGUCAUACAGACAGGUUUACAAGGUAUACAGAUGGAGUGGUCUAAUGAUGGAGAGUUUCUAGCCGUUGGUGGAUAUAACCGUCUUCCUAGCUUAAACUGUAUCAGUAAGCUGCUCCUAUAUACAAAAUCAGGAACCCUGCUGCUGUCAAUGACAAUUCCUAACCAGCCCAAACCUCUGACAGCAUUAACAUGGGGCCACAAUGAUAAGCGUCUGUUCAUAGCCACUGGAUCAAGAGCCUAUGUGGGCCGUGUGAACAAAGAAGUGGCUCCACUACAACUUCUGUGUGAGACAACGGUUAAGGGUUGUCUUAGUUCUGAGAGUGACCUGCAACAUUUGCCUUUGCCACUCAAGAUGAAAUGUCAUCUGGACUGUUUGUUUAUUCCUACAAUUCAAAAUUACAUUCCACCUCCUGAAAAGCUUCGAGAUUUUGUCAUCCUGCCUCCAUCAGACAACGACAGGUUUUAUUGCACCAUGAUGAGACAUGGGGAUGAAAGCUAUGGAGGGUAUUACAUUCUAUAUCUAGAGUACCUAGGGGGACACAUACCUAUACUUAAGGGGAGGAGGAACAGUAAACUAAGACCAGAGUUUGUGAUCUUUGAUCCAUCACCAAAAGGAAUGAUCAAAAAUGGUGAUGAUGAAGUGUUCAGCAGUAGUGGAUGCAGUUGUAGUUCCAAUGGUGAAGAUGAGCCCAUCCUUGACACUGGCUGUGGUUCUCCUAGGCCAAGGAGGAAGAAAAAACAGAAGAAACGUCCAAGGAGUGGUGACAGAAAAAAUGGUACACCUGGAAGAGAUAGGUGCAAUGAUAGGUGGCAGGAAGACCAUCUUCCUGAGGAAAACCGACUAGUUGAAGUGACAUCCAACUUCUGGGGAACAAAGUUUAAGUUUAUAGGUCUGACAGAAGACCUGCCAACCAACCUAGGUGAGGUGAUCUACAAGACCAGCCUGUUUCACCUCCAGCCACGCCAGAUGACUGUCAUGGUAACUGAUCUAGAUGACAAGAUGGAAGGAGAGCUGACUGCUGCUGGACCACUGACCAGUGACUUUGGUGCUAAUAAUGAAGAAGAGGACCUCACAGGUACAUUUCAAGAAUCUCUAGUGGAUCCGCUGAGGCUGUCACCUGAUGAUGAUGCUCUGCCGGUGGCUCCCAAAUCUCCACUUCUAAGCUGUAAACCAAAUGUAUUUGCUAAUGCAGAAACACAGACUGAUGAUUCUGCCAAAAAGGCAAAUCUUAAAGCAGCAGUUUGUAUGGAAGCAGGGGCUGCUGGAGUGGACCAGAUUAACACAAGUGCAAUAGUCUUUAUGGCAGCACCAGACGGAGGAGCUGCAAGCAACGUUAAUUCAGGUGUAGUUAUUGGGGAAUGUGAGGGUGCUACAUACUCUGCUCAAGAAGAAAAAGUUGCAUUUCAGGAGACUUAUCUAACACAUAAUGAAUCUCUAUGUGGAAAUGUUGACUUGAAAUUAUUGAAUGGACAGCCUCCCCAAAAUGGGUUAGUCGCCAUGGAUAGCUAUAACAAGGAUUUGGAUUAUCCAAAAUCUAACCACAUUGAAAGCUUGACCAAUGAUUCAUCCUAUGACAAACUAAAUGCAUUACAUUCCAGUCCUUUGGUAAGAAGAAAGUCUCAUUUAACAAACUCAGAUUUUACCUUGCAUGGCAAGAGCCACAGUUUAGAUCUCCCAGAGAAAGAGCAAGAAUGUGCACUGGACCAUUCUUCAUUUCGUUUUAGUGGAAGAGUUUUAUCAGACAACAAACUUACAGAUUUAAAAAAGGGACAAAAUUCCAUUCCACAGUCAAGCAAGCUUUUUGAAAGAUCUCAGAAUGCUUCUCGAAAGCAAACAAGUAACAACUCUCCCAACAGAAAAUCAACAUCAUCACCAAAAACCGUAAAAAUAGUUGAAGAAUGCAAGGGCAGAAAGGUCCCUUUGGACAGUUCAGAUGAAGACAUGUAUGUUAGCUCAAAUGGAGGUCAGAACUUGAAGGACUUGGAAGGUUUUCAGAAAUCUCAGCUCAAACAGAAGACAUUACAGGUGAAAAAGCACUCUCGCAGUAAGAGUGAAGGAGAUGGUUACAGCAGGAAGUUGCAUGUUAUGCACAAUAAGGCUCCUAUCUGGAAUGAGGCUAACCAAGUCUACCAGCUGGACUUUGGUGGCAGAGUCACACAGGAGUCUGCAAAGAACUUUCAAAUAGAAUGGAGGGGAAAGCAGGUGAUGCAGUUUGGACGUAUUGAUGUGCAUGCCUAUACCCUGGAUUUUCAGCAUCCUUUCUCUGCUAUCCAAGCAUUUGCUGUUGCUUUAGCCAAUGUCACACAGAGACUGAAGUAAGAUUGGAGAGGACACCUGUUUUUUUCAAAAGACACAUUUUACAGUUCCAUCAUACAUUGAUAAUAAUAAAGAAAUGCUGUAGAGCACAGACAGUGGAGCAGUCAUUUAUGAUAUUUGCCAUUUAUGGGAACAGAGAAUUGACUUUUAAAGUUAUAUUUAUGUAUCAUGGAAGAUAUAACUUGACUUGACAGUUCAGUUUCUUGAAUAACGGGAAGUGAGAUUUAUAGUAUAGAGUAAAUUGUGUGUAAUCUUAUCGAUAUCCUGCCAAAAUGUUUCCUAAGUGUUUACAUCAGAAUUGUUUUGAGAUUGUAAACAUCUCAUCUUUGCACCUCUUGGGGUAUUUUGUCCAUCUGUGUAAUGGAGAGCCAAGAAUACAAAGAAUUUAUUUGCACUCUCCCAUUGUCAAUGUGUGAUACAAUAUUCCUCUGUAAGAAAGACUUGUCUCAUUAUGUUAGAUUUACCAAGCUCCAGGUCCAAUGUGUACCAGCUUUAUUUUCACACAUCUAGAUUUGUACUCUUAUUGAACUCAGACUGUCUGUGUUAAGUUUUAUUGAAGUUUAAGACAACAAUUACACACCUGCAUCUGGGUUUCAUGGUUUUGUAGGACACAAACAUAGCUCAUACAACUGCCCAAUAUUACUUGUGAUGAGUGUGGUGAACUUCAGUCAUAUGCUGUUGAAGUUCAGUCUAGACGAGAUCGCUUGUAAGGAAAUUCUCAAGUGAAUCAAUUGGCCAGUUGUUUCUGCAACAGUACGCACUCAAAUUGGUGCUUUUUGCAAAAUAGCUGUGGACUUCAAGAGACCCGAGCUGCAGUCUCUUGUAAGGAUUUACAGCUUGGAUAAUUAUAAUGAAACGUUUAAUAUUGUGCAAUAAAUAAUUCCUGUUGUGAUUGUCUUAU